This is a messenger RNA of Helianthus annuus (common sunflower), 1833 nucleotides long. Its product is annotated as cytochrome P450 710A11. Gene Ontology annotation, biological process: sterol metabolic process. The transcript has a single exon. Gene Ontology annotation, molecular function: iron ion binding; heme binding; oxidoreductase activity, acting on paired donors, with incorporation or reduction of molecular oxygen. The record is from RefSeq and is a predicted model, not a curated record. NCBI's taxonomy places the organism in Eukaryota, Viridiplantae, Streptophyta, Magnoliopsida, Asterales, Asteraceae. The coding region runs from base 139 to 1656 and encodes 505 amino acids.
ACCGCCACCUCAAACACCCCUUUUUGUAGCUGUAUUAAAACCCCACACACAACCAACCUUUUCCAUUUAAACCACCUCCCCUCCCCCUCCUUCUUUCAAUCACUCUCUCUUCAUUCUUUUUCUUUUCUUUUCUUCCAAAUGGAGUCUCUCGUCACCGUCUUUGUUCGGCUACUGCCGUACAUUCUUUCCUUUGCAACAUUUCUCAUCUUCAUUGAACAAAUCAAUUACUUAAAAAAGAAACGCUCGGUCCCGGGGCCGAAUUUAGUGUUACCCUUUUUCGGCAACGCUAUAUCACUAGUACGUGACCCGACGUCGUUUUGGGAUCUUCAAUCCACCAUGGCGAAAUCCUCCGGGUUAGGAUUCUCAACCAACUACAUAAUCGGCAGAUUCAUUGUUUUCAUUCGGUCAACUGAACUUUCCCACAAAGUCUUCAAUAACGUUCGGCCAGACGCUUUCCACCUCGUCGGCCACCCGUUCGGCAAAAAGCUAUUCGGCGAGCAUAAUUUAAUUUACAUGAUGGGUCAAGAGCAUAAAGACUUACGACGUCGUAUCGCUCCAAAUUUCACUCCUAAAGCUCUUUCUACCUACACUGAGCUUCAACAACAUAUCAUCCUCAAACACUUGAAAUCAUGGGUCGAUUCACCGGAUUCCGGGUCCAACCCGUUUCCUCUCCGGUUACUCUGCCGGGAUAUGAAUUUAGAAACGAGUCAGAACGUUUUCGUCGGCCCGUAUUUAAGCGGCGAGUCGAGAAAACGAUUCGAAAUCGAUUACAACUUCUUCAACGUCGGGUUGAUGAAAUUGCCGGUGGAUUUACCGGGUUUUGCGUUUCGUAACGCGAGAUUAGCGGUUUCACGGCUGGUGAAAACACUCGCUGUGUGUGCAGAAGAUAGUAAAACGAAGAUGAAGUUAGGUGAAGAGCCUACGUGUCUCGUUGACUUCUGGAUGCAAGACACACUUCGCGAAAUCGCCGUUUCCGAAGAUUCCGGCGAGAAACCAUCGCCGCACACCUCCAGCACCGAGAUCGGCGGCCACCUGUUUGACUUCCUGUUCGCGUCGCAAGACGCCUCAACUUCGUCACUACUCUGGGCCGUCACGUUGCUCGAUUCGCAUCCGGAGGUUUUAUCUAGGGUUAGAGAAGAAGUCGCCGGAAUUUGGUCGCCGGAGAGUGAUAAACUAAUCACUGCGGAGGAGCUGAGGCAAAUGCGGUACACAGAAGCGGUGGCGAGGGAAGUUAUCCGGUACAGAGCUCCGGCGACCCUGGUCCCACACAUCGCCGGAGAAGAUUUUCCGUUAACGGAAACCUACACAAUCCCCAAAGGUACAAUUGUCUUUCCGUCGGUUUACGAGUCAUCAUUCCAAGGGUUUAUUGAGGCGGACCGGUUCGACCCGGACCGGUUUAUGGAACACCGGCAAGAGGACCGGGUUUAUAAGAAGAAUUACUUGGCGUUUGGAGCGGGGCCCCACCAGUGUGUGGGGCAGAGGUAUGCAAUUAAUCACUUGGUUCUCUUCAUCGCGAUGUUCACUUCAUUGUUUGACUUCAAACGAGAACGAUCGGACGGUUGUGAUGAGAUUGCUUAUGUCCCCACCAUCUGUCCACGUGACGAUUGCAAAGUUGUAUUGUCACUUAGAUGUAGACGAUUUCCAUGUCUCUCGUGAGUGUAAAAACAUGUUGGUGGUUUGUGUUGGAGUUAUACAUUUGUUGGAUUGUGAUUAGGUGAUCAGCCAUGGUGACUUGUGGUUAUUUGUUACAUGUGGAAUGCCCCGUUAUUAUUAAUUUUUUGGUUAAAUGGAUUGAUGAUUGUUUCAAUAAGAUUCUAGAAUUUCAUUAUAGUA